AUGAAAACCUUUUCACAUGGAGUCACAUGGGACCCCCAGGUCCAAACGUACCUAGCUGGAGCACUCGGAGUGGCGCGGCUGGCGGUCAUAUCAGAGGCGCUCGCGCGGCCGUCGCUGCGGCCAACACUGCGGGUCAACACGCUGCGCACCACCCCGGCCGAGGCGAUCGCGGAGCUGCAGCGGCGCCUGGGGGACGCGGCAGCCGGCGCGCGCCCGCACCCUGUAGUGCCGAGCGCGGUGGUGCUGCCCGGCAGCGGCCCCAAGCAGCCGCGGUACGAGGAGCUCUGCGGAGGCAGGGAGGUGGCAAUCAACCGGAUAGCAGGGGAGUCUGUGCUGAAGGGGGCGGACGUCUUCAGCCCGGGCCUGCUAGCAGUCACCCCCGGCGUGGCCGCGGGCGACUUGGUGGCAGUGUCCGUGGCGCUUGAGACAAAACCCAGGAACCUGACACGCGGCACCAUCCUCCGCCCCGACGUGUCCGCCCGGCUGCCGCCGCGCGACCGGCUGCACAUCGGGGUCGGCCGCCUGCUGGAGGGCCGGUCAGGCAUGUUCCGCGCGAGCGAGGGGCUGGCGAUAGAGAUGGUGGAACGCGUCUAUGACAUCCCGCCCUGCAACGGCCUGCUGCGCGGCGACGCCAUGCUCCAGGCGCUGCCCUGCAUCGUGGCCGCCCACGCCCUCGACCCCCAGCCCGGCUGGACGGUGCUCGACAUGUGCGCGUCGCCCGGCGGCAAGACCACCAUGAUCGCGCAGCUGAUGGGGGACCGCGGCCGCGUCAUUGCGCUGGACCGCACGCGCAGCAAGGUGGCCGCGGUGGAGUCCCUAGCGUCAGACCUGGGCAUCUCCAUAAUAGACGCCCGCGUGGCGGACUCGACGCAGCUCGCGCCGCCGCCGCCGGGGGAGAGCGAGCAGCAGCGGCGGCGGCGCGGCGGGCGGCGGAGAGGCGGCGGCGGCGGCGGCGCGGCGGGCGGCGGCGGGGCGCCGCCGGACGUUGCGGACGAGGGGGCCGACGAUGGGGCAGGUGAGGCUGGCGGCGCCGAGGCUGGCCCCACACCGGUCAACCCACUGCCUGAGUUUGGGCCUGAGAGCUUCGAUGCAAUCCUGCUGGACGCCCCCUGCUCCGCGCUCGGCCUGCGGCCGCGGCUGCUGCACGACUGGCGGCUGGCGCAGCUGCACGCGACGGCGGGGCUGCAGCGGGCGCUGCUGCACAGCGCGGUGCACCUGCUGCGGCCGGGGGGCGUCCUGGUGUACUGCACCUGCACCAUCAACCCCGGAGAGAACGAGGGCAAUGUGCGCUUCGCCCUCGACCGCUGGCAAGGGGCGCUGGAGCUGGAAGCGCAGCCGCUGGUGCUGGGAGGCCCAGGGAUCGAGGGCCCGGGGUGGCUGACGCUAGGGGAGGCGCGGCUGGUGCAGCGGUGGGAUCCAGGGGCAGCACCGGACGACACCAUCGGGUUCUUUGUGGCCCGGUUCAGGAAGACGGCGUCGACGGCCGCCUGA
Monoraphidium neglectum is the source of this 1491-nucleotide messenger RNA. Its product is annotated as Putative methyltransferase NSUN6. Lineage: Eukaryota; Viridiplantae; Chlorophyta; Chlorophyceae; Sphaeropleales; Selenastraceae. The coding region runs from base 1 to 1491 and encodes 496 amino acids. Gene Ontology annotation, molecular function: methyltransferase activity; RNA binding. Gene Ontology annotation, biological process: RNA methylation. The record is from RefSeq and is a predicted model, not a curated record. The transcript has 7 exons.